UGCAGGAAAACCUCAGAUAGGAAAAUACAUUAAACAGUGUUAGUUCAGUUUCAGUUGAUAACGGUGAUUAAAGAAUAAUGUGACAUGGAUUCAAUCAAAAUAAUAAUAUUGUUUGGAUUAACUCUACUACGUCUCGCAAAAAGCCAAGAAGAAAUAUUCAUGGUUGGAAAUAAAUGGUGCAUCACGAAUAGUUCAUCAGCAUUGGCAAUCAUUAAAGAUAUUGAAGACACAGAUGAAGGCAGAAACAAUUUAGUGUCGUCAUUUUAUCCGACAUCAGAAACCUUGGCAACCUUCGAAAAUUCAAACCAGUGGACAAAAUAUUGGACAGUUGACAACUGGAAUGUCAUCCAAGCUAUUCAUGGUCCCAUCAAACAAUACGUUACAGACAGAAGGUGGGAGGUGUUCCCAGUGUUCAAAUCAACAGGUGCGAAGGAUUAUAAAGAAGUACUUACAAUCAGCAACAGUAGGAAUUUCAAUAUACCUCUGUCAGUUAGAACCAAAGCAGAUAAACAUGUCCACAUUUUCUUAUGUGACGGUGAUACUGUGUAUUACAACUGCUAUCGGAUAAGUCUGGAUUUCCAACGUGGACUCGAUUCUGUUAUUUAUAAAUGUGGUAGCACCAAAUGGUAUAGUUCGACACAAAGUUGUGAACUCAGUUAUGUAAAUAAGGUUAACAUUAACAAACCACUGAGUGAAGAUGAAUGGACACAUUUCAGGAUAGAGAGAAAACAAAAUAUGAUCAAAGUUUAUAGAGGAAAUGACGUUUUCAUGACAUAUUAUGAUUCAAGUAGAUCCAUUUUCGAUACAAAAUCGAUACAUAUCAGUUCCGAUGGAGAGAGUCUUUGGAAAUUCCAUGAUUACAAUUACCUACUAAGCCAAUAUACCGAUGGUUAUAGCCAUCCAAUCGGAUCAUCGAUAAAGAUCGAAAAGAACAAAACUUGUAUCUCCAUGUUUGUUUCUAUGUGCCAAAGUUGUCGUCUGAGAAUCACAAUAAACGAUGAAGAAACUAAUGGAAAUUCUAUAAAAAUUAUUGAAGAUAUCUCAUCUGAGGAUGAAAAGUGGUCAGAAAAGAAAAUUAUAAUUGAUACACAAAAUUACAUAGGACAGCAUUUAAAUAUACUGCAGUAUAAACAUCGGGAUGGAUAUAAUUUGCGGAAUAACCCUUUUUGGGCAUUAGAUGACGUACGCCUAUGCGAAGAGGAAGAAUACAGAUAUGUCAAAUCUGACAGAGAAAACAUAUUGUGCGAAAAAAUCGGAGAACAAACAAAUGACAUCGUUAAAAUAAACGAGGUGACUGAAAAACAGAGUAGGUUAAUAGAUUUUCAUUGUCCAGAAAACACUUUUGGGAAGUUUUGUCUUCCGUGUGACAUAUUUGGACAGAAGUAUUGUUCAAAAUUUGUUUAUUGCGACAUGAACAAAUCGAAACAAGAUUGUCAUUGUACGUCUGGAUAUAGAGGAAAAAACUGUCAAGAAAGUUGCGACAGUGGAAAAUAUGGUCAUGGUUGCAGUAAACUUUGUUCAGAACAUUGCAUAAAUAGCUGUUCUCGUUUGAAUGGAUAUUGUAAUAAAGGUGAAUGCGAAGAACCAUACGUAGGACCUAUGUGCGAUAAAUCUUCACAGUUUUUCUUUCUGAAUCCGCCUGUUGUUGAGGACAUCACACCCACAUCUGGAGUAGUCCGAGUCAAAGAUUUCACGAUUGUAGGUCCCACUGACGAAAAUAAACCUACACUUUACGACAUUGAAUAUGCUAUAGAUCCUAAUCAGAAUAAGGACAAGACCAUUGAAAAUAAGGUAGUCCAGGAGUGGUUCAAGAAAAAGAAUGGCAUCAAUUUCUAUACAGAAAAUGAAGUGAGAAUUGAUGAUUUGAAACCAGACUCAUUUUAUCUUGUCAGAGCCGUUGUUGUACAAAAAAAUGAGAAGCGUGGCAAUUACAUAAAAUCUACUCGAUUCCACACAACAUGCAAUGAUCUCAGAGAGCAGGACAUAAUUAUAGAAGCUACAAAUGUUUCGGCAACUAUUGACAUCAAGUGGCCCACAAACGGUUGCAGACCUACUAGAUACGAAGUACAUUUCGAUGGAAACAAAAGAUCAGAAAAUUGGAAAAAGCGGGUAUAUUUCCCAGGACUAGAACCUUUUUCGAACUAUAAUUUCAAAAUGAAGCAUAGAAUGUCUGGCAACGUCAUUGAAAAGAACUUCACAACAAAAGAAGGAGUUCCUUUUAAAGUGGAAUUGGUCAGUGCGCAGAGCUAUAUGGAUCGUAUCACUUUGUCUUGGAAAGAACCCACAAUGAAGAGAGGGAACAUUAUUCGAUAUGAUAUAAAAUAUACUUACCUGCGAUCAAGAGGUACUUCAUGUCCCCCAGCAUUGAAAAUAUAUAAUGAAUCAACUGCAGAAACGUCGUUUACUAUAUACAAUCUUAAGGCAUAUUCGCAAUAUCAAAUCGUUAUUUAUGCUGUUACCCGUGCAGGAGCGGGAGAUGAAUUUGUGAAGAAUAUGGAGACGGAUGAAUUAGAUUACAUUACAGAUAAUGAGAAACUUGCCAUAGAAAGUCACAACGAAUUUUCCAAUAGUGUCACGAUAGAGUUAACAAAAAUCAGUUGCGAGGAUCUUAGAGGAAACAUUUAUAUACAGCAGAAUGCAACGUGUAGUCACGAGUGGUGUACUGAAAAAAAAUCUAAUUUGAACAUUUUUUUCGUGACUUCACCUUUCAUCACACUGGAUGGACUUUCAGCAUAUUCUAAUUACACCGUCGAAAUGUCCAUGUCCAGGAACAGGACCUCGUGGAUUGAUAUUGGAAAAGUGGAUUUCCAGACCAAACCUUCAGUUCCCAACAGCAUCUCCCAACUGGAGGCGAUUUCAAAAGACGAGAGUUCCAUAUCGCUUCGAUGGAAGGAGCCAUACCCCCCUACCGGAGUUCUGAAACGAUACCUAAUUGAAUAUGCAUAUUAUAGCUACGAAUACAACUACCAAGAAUCUGUUUCGCUGAAACCAUGCCCACUAUGGAAGGACUAUCACUGUGGAAAUGUCACAAAAAAUCUACAUUGGAAAUAUACUUACACAAUACGAGUUUUAGCACGAAACGAAAUUCCGGAAAACUUCAAUAACAUUUCUGAGGAAGUGAACGUUUAUUUGGGACCAGAAAAAUCCCAACCGACUUACGGCGUUACUGUGUUUUUCUCGAACAAAACCAAUGAUAUGAAUAUAUCUUGGUAUCAUCCUAAUGUUACCAAUGGACCUUUGAGGAGUUUCGAAAUAACUUUGAGAAAUGAACAAAACGGUAUUCAACAUCCAGAAUUGGAAUUAUUUCGUGUCACAGAAGCCAAUUAUAGUAUCACAUAUUCAACGACGGUCUCUGCGGCUCAUCUAUCAACAUGUACUAAAUACAGAGUUUCAAUAAGAGUUCAUAAUAUUUACAAAAAAAGUAAUUGGAAUGGUUCCAUUGCAACUACCCCCCCAGAUAUACCUCCAGAUAUCCCAACAAAAAACCUAACCUAUGAAAGUACCAACACCUCCAUCACAAUCCACGUUCCCAAUAUCGGAAAUGGGGAAACAAUCUAUGAGAAGAAACUAUACGUUGUGGUGUCCAAAGCAACAGAAACCGAUGAGUUACCGCUUUUCGAGAAAAAUAUUUUCGAAAAGACGAAUCCCGAAGUUUCCUUAAAAGCCUCUUGGCUUGCCUACGAUGGUGAAAGAAGGAAUUCGUCGCUCGUCAUCAUGAUAGGUUCGCAGAAUCAGUCGGAAUCGGAACUUUCUCGAAAUAACCAGCCUUUGGAACCCGGUACAAACUACAGCGUAACAUUCUUUCUGAGCAACGAGUGCUUCGAUCUGAUGAGACUGAGUCGAUCCCAGAUAUUCAUCAAAACCCAGGAAGCAGUAACGGAAACAGACGAAAAUACGAGCGAAUCUCCAGAGACCAAUGGAGGCAAUGGAGGAUUGUGGGCCUUGAUAUUGUUGCUGGUACCAAUAGUUUUGAUAGGCUACUGGUACAAUAAAAAUAAAAAACCAAAGAGAACAGAUUUGCUAAUUCCAGAAAACAUCAGGAAUGAAAAUGUACCCCUCUCAAAACUUACGAAUCCAGGUGGGAAUAUGAUUGCUGUGAAGCCGAAAAAAUCAUUGCCGCAACUUCUACCUCCUCUCAAUACAACUCACUCGUUGCCAGUAAGGAUAAAUGACUUAGAAAAAUACGUGAGGGAAGCAAUACAGAGCGGAGAACUGAAAAGACAGCAUGAUCUUUUUCCCAGGGGUUUGGUGAAGCCCUGCGAAUACGGUUCCAUGCCAGAAAACAAGACAAAAAAUCGAUACAAAAAUCUAAUUGCAUACGAUGAUACUAGAGUGAAACUAAGAAAGAUACGUGGAGAUGAAUUUUCCGACUAUAUAAAUGCCAGUUAUGUUGAC
Leptinotarsa decemlineata (Colorado potato beetle) is the source of this 4395-nucleotide messenger RNA. RefSeq lists its product as uncharacterized. Gene Ontology annotation, molecular function: protein tyrosine phosphatase activity; protein binding. Gene Ontology annotation, biological process: motor neuron axon guidance; protein dephosphorylation. NCBI's taxonomy places the organism in Eukaryota, Metazoa, Arthropoda, Insecta, Coleoptera, Chrysomelidae. The record is from RefSeq and is a predicted model, not a curated record.